Sphaerulina musiva SO2202 is the source of this 1401-nucleotide messenger RNA. RefSeq lists its product as uncharacterized. The record is from RefSeq and is a predicted model, not a curated record. The coding region runs from base 160 to 741 and encodes 193 amino acids. The transcript has a single exon. Lineage: Eukaryota; Fungi; Ascomycota; Dothideomycetes; Mycosphaerellales; Mycosphaerellaceae.
UCCGCCUCUCCAACCUGGAAUCGCUGGAACAAGCUCACCAUCCUCGACAUAUACACCAACCUCCGCGAAGAAUUCCACUUUCAAGGUCAACAUGUCUGGUUUUGGCUGAACCAUCCCAUUCAGUUCAUCCGUAUAGUCGGGUAUGUAGCUCAGGUCGACAUGGUAGCGGGCGGAAAGUUCAUCCUCUUGACUGUGGACGAUGGGAGUGGAGCGAACAUGGAGGUGAAGCUGGAGAGGCCGGUGGCACACAGAGCGCCGAGUGGCGCGGUCUACUCAACCAAGACCACACUGGAUCAUGUCGAGGCAAUAAUUGAAAUGGGCCUUCCAGCCGUAUACAUCAGGGGAAAGAGAGUUGAGAUUGGCAGUGUGGUAAUUGCUGAAGGGAAAGUGGAAAAGUAUAACACAUCUCGACAGUUGAUUGCGCAGAGGUUCAAUUUUGUCAAGGAUACACACGAUGAGGCGGUUUAUUGGAGCAAGGUCGCGGAGUGGAAGCGGAAAGUGCUGAAUAAACCUUGGACUCUGGAUACGGAGACCAAAAGAGCCAUCGAUAUGAAAUUGAAAGAAGAAGAGAGAGUGCGCGAGAAGAACGCGAGACGGAAGAAGAAGAGGAGUGCAAAGGUCGAAGAGAUGCGGAGACUGCAUGACGAGAAGGUUGAGCAGAAGAGAAAGGAGAGGACGGAAUAUUACGACCAAGGAGCGCUGGCAGGGACCAAUGUGUUGAAGAUGCCGUGGGAUAAUUGAAUCAAGCAAGCGCAGUGUGAUGCUGACCUCACACCGAAACCGCCAGCACGGCUAUAUGGACAGGAGAAGCACUGAAAGUCUUCAAGUCCCUUCUUGCAUAGUCAGGAACCAGUUGUCUUGUCAUGAACAGGAGCGCAGAAGGCAGUCUGUCCAGCUUGCCACCCUUGACAAAGGUCAAAUGAUGCUGCAUACAGCUCCCUCUAUUCCACGGAAAAUCUCGGAUUCGCCAUUUAUUUCGUAAAGCAUUCUCUGGUCCGGUGCAUCGCAUACUCCUGCCGUGUGCCCUUGUUCAAGUCUCAAUUUCAUGAUACUCGCGCCUCGCCUUGCUGCGUCGUACCAUCGGAGGGCAUCGUCUUCCACCAGGCUUCGAUCCUCCCAUCCUCCUUCGCGAAGCUCGUCUUGCCUGAAUCUGUCGAAUCGUCUGUUCCAGAUCCCGAGGUAUGAUUUAUCGAGCUGCUGCUAGCACUUUCGAGACUAGUCGUUUUCUGCUUCUGCUUGUCCUUCUCGUCCACCUCGUGCCGACCUGCUGUAGCUGCUGCUGCUGUUGCUGUUGUUGUUCUUGGUCCCUUGAUCGAUCGAAGUGGAGAACAACAUGGCAAUCGGGACAGAGAUAGCUGAUUGAACAUUCGUUGCGUGUUCGCAGACAUGUUGCUUCGCUGA